AUGACCUUCGGCGAAGAUUCCCGACUCCAAGGCUCUGGAGGUGAUGAGUCUGGAGCGCUCAAGGCCCGCAAGGCUUGCAUCAACUGUCGCAAGCAAAAGAUGAAAUGUAUUGUACAGGGUAACAGUGAAUCAUGCCGACGAUGUCGUCGAGCAGGUUUACCUUGUGUCUUUGUGCCAAGAGCAAACGCUGCUCAGUUACCUCUUGUAUCUGAGCCGUUGGAUCUAGAAUUCAAGAACCAUGUUCUUUCAAGACUUAAAAUCGUUGAAGAACGGUUGGGUCUCUCAGGCGACAAUAAUAUGAGCUUGGAAAUGUUUGCAGCUGCUCAGGAACCGUCUCCUGAGCCGACGAAUGAACCACUCUGGAACGCGAUUUUGCAACUACAGAGAUGUUCGCCUAGUUUGCCUACAACUAUAUGGCAGCGUGAUACUGUUGAGUCUCUGUGGUCAUCCUUCCAUGACAGAAUGCCCGGUCUACACUUUAUGCCUGAUAAACAGACCUUUUCAGCACCCCAACCAGUCCUUCUCGCAUCGAUUCUCUACUGUUCGAGCACUAGAGGACCACCAGACAUGGUAGAAAUCGCACCUCAUUUCUUCACAAUUCUAUGCACUGCCAUAGCACAACUUAGUAUUCCCAGUAGCGAAAUUGGUCGCCCUAUAGAGACAUCCGUCACUCGAGAAGAAUGGGCUUUCCAAACAGUCUUGGGCAUCGUACUAGCUGGACUUCUAACAGAAGGCAACAUACGAGAAACAGGCAACUGGAUCUCUGUAGGUUAUAGACUCAUGCUGGACUAUUGUCCCGCUCACGUCGAUGAUACAUCACGAGAAUGGCGAAAGUUAUUCAGUGGUAUACAGAUUGUCGAUCUCGAGCACUCUUCAAUCCACCUAGCUUAUCCAGUCAUACCGAUCGAAGCACCACUCGCAACACUUCGGAUGUCGCCGCUUGACCAACUAUACAAGUUAUCGCGCAUGAUGCACACAGGUCUCAGCCACUUCACCGGGCGUCGACUGCCGACGAUAUGGUCAUGCUUUGAAGAUUCGCGAGUUGAGAAUAAUAACUUCACUACGAGCUUCACAGCUAUCGAUGGUGUACUUAUUCGAGAUUGGGCCAAGCAACUAGACGAUUGGCUGGUGGAGUUCAACGGAAAGACACCCGAGCAUGACCAGAGCAGCAAGCUUGUCCUUCGACAAUAUGUUCUGCAUCGGCUUCUCGUGCUUUCGAUUUAUCACCCUGCCAGGAGUGGCAAUCUCUGGUCACAAAGCAUCACAUCUCAUGAACAGGAAGAAUUACUUCUGUCAGCUCGCGCGACCUUAAAGCUUCAUCAACACGAUGAUUCCAUUUGGUCAAACUGGGACUUGAUUAUAAUCACAUGGGCUGCUCUUAUUGUCUUGCAAGGUAUACAAGGUGGUAUUGGAGAAAUAGAAGGUAUAUCAUAA
Fusarium graminearum PH-1 is the source of this 1434-nucleotide messenger RNA. RefSeq lists its product as uncharacterized. Gene Ontology annotation, cellular component: nucleus. Gene Ontology annotation, biological process: regulation of DNA-templated transcription. Bases 1 to 1434 code for a protein of 477 amino acids. Gene Ontology annotation, molecular function: zinc ion binding; DNA-binding transcription factor activity, RNA polymerase II-specific; transcription cis-regulatory region binding. NCBI's taxonomy places the organism in Eukaryota, Fungi, Ascomycota, Sordariomycetes, Hypocreales, Nectriaceae. The record is from RefSeq and is a predicted model, not a curated record. The transcript is spliced from 3 exons.